AUGGAUUUUCAUUCAAUUGCUCAUAUUAAAGCUACCAUCAUCAUCAAGCUUGUUUAUUACGACCCAAUGCCUAUCAACAACAACCUGUCCCUGCCAUCAUCUUCAUUAAUGAUGGAUCAUGACCAGGGUGUUACAGAAACCGAAACAGUAAAUGCUGCCAAAUCUUGUGCUGUUUGUGGUUCUCGAUUACACAUGACAAAACAUUGUCCUGUUCAUCCUUGA
Mucor velutinosus is the source of this 222-nucleotide messenger RNA. RefSeq lists its product as uncharacterized. The transcript has 2 exons. The coding region runs from base 1 to 222 and encodes 73 amino acids. NCBI's taxonomy places the organism in Eukaryota, Fungi, Mucoromycota, Mucoromycetes, Mucorales, Mucoraceae. The record is from RefSeq and is a predicted model, not a curated record.